AUGGAUAUCGACAUGAGCCGCCGCAACAAGGUCCCACGACCUCUGUCGGAAUCGGAAAGAACCCGGUUAGAUGAAUUCAUAGAGAGCAUUCACUACUCGGCGCGGUAUGUUUGUCCCCUAGCUCCCGCCUCUAUCCAUGCACUCCGAUCAAGGCGCAAACAACAGACUGAUCUGUUUGCUCUCGAUAGAUACUCUGACAGCGAGUACGAAUACCGCCACGUGCAACUUCCCAAGGCCAUGCUCAAAGCCAUUCCCAAAGACUACCACGACUCUUCCCACGGAACACUGAAGUUGCUAUGGGAGGAGGAAUGGCGAGCACUCGGCAUCACUCAGAGCUUGGGUUGGGAACACUACGAAGUGCAUGAGCCGGAGCCGCACAUUCUACUGUUCAAGCGCCCCCUUAACUACCAGCCUCCCCAGUGA
This is a messenger RNA of Colletotrichum higginsianum IMI 349063, 423 nucleotides long. Its product is annotated as Cyclin-dependent kinases regulatory subunit. The record is from RefSeq and is a predicted model, not a curated record. Gene Ontology annotation, biological process: regulation of mitotic cell cycle. Gene Ontology annotation, cellular component: cyclin-dependent protein kinase holoenzyme complex; SCF ubiquitin ligase complex. Gene Ontology annotation, molecular function: histone binding; cyclin-dependent protein serine/threonine kinase activator activity; ubiquitin binding. NCBI's taxonomy places the organism in Eukaryota, Fungi, Ascomycota, Sordariomycetes, Glomerellales, Glomerellaceae. The transcript has 3 exons. Bases 1 to 423 code for a protein of 140 amino acids.